Messenger RNA from Mesocestoides corti, 570 nucleotides. NCBI's taxonomy places the organism in Eukaryota, Metazoa, Platyhelminthes, Cestoda, Cyclophyllidea, Mesocestoididae. The record is from the annotation of a GenBank genome assembly.
AUGACCAUUUCAAUUCUUUUUGAUAUCAUCUGUUCUCGACUGCCACGAGUACCGUUUAUAAAAACACUUUUUCUGGUGUUCGGUUACUUUGGGGGCUACGCUGCUUAUACUGAAUUUCUUAUUACCAAGCAAAACUUUUACACGUACCCUAUAUUGCGCAACUUUGAUGUCCGGGGCCGUUACUACUUUUAUGCAGUCAAUCUCAGUGUUGUCCUCAUCGUCUUCUUGCUUUCUGUCAUGAUUAUUCGAGUGGGAUCUACCGAACAAAAACGUAAAACAAAAAAGGACAAAACCAAGAAUAAGAAAAAUCAACAACCUCCAAAGCAAACUCGUGCUGUACCUACCGUCGGUGCCUUGGCUCCUGGAAUUUCUCUCUGUGUCUCUCCUGAAUGUAACCGUAUUUCGCCCCACAAAAUCGUAUUCAUCCAUGUUAAGUCGCGCAUCCUCAUUAUGGCUCUUUUGUACACAUUUGUGAGUGCUGCCUUCGAGCCCACGUUUGAUCGUCCAAUCUACUCCUCGCUGAAAAUACCUCUCGGCUUCUCGAUGUGUAGUAAGAAGCCGCAAAUGUAA